GUUGGCAGUUUGGGUGUUGGGCGCCCGGCGGCGACCAUCUGAAUCUGAUCCCACCGCGUCCGGCCCAGUUUCCAGAUCAGGUGGCUCUGAUUCGACAGUUUCCGGCUCGGAUCUGAGGUCAGUCGUCGGAGGAAGCAACAAAUCGAAGCAGGGAUAUGGCUAAGCGGGCGCAGGGACAGGAGAAGAAGCAGGAAAACAAAAGGUCACGGCCUGAUCACAAACACCACCUCUAUCUGGUGCUGGAUGACUGGGACAGCGGGUUCAGCAUCCACAAGAUUGACACCGACCAAGACACUGCUGACCUCCGCCAGCCACCCGUCCUCCGCCUAGUGUCACCUGUACCUGGUAACCCAAUGUGCUUCGAUGUCCUGGGCAGAAACAUCCUCAUCGCCACAAACCCACGUUGUGGCACGGCUCCCACCCUUGUCUAUGACACGGAAAGGGCAGGACUGGCCGUCGGCCCUCCUCUCCCAGCUCCACUGCUCGGCGAUUUUCACAUCUCGGUGGCUGCUGCCGACAUGCUAUAUGCCUUGACAUACUACCACAGGAACUCCCUUGAGGUGAUGUCAUGGGCACCCACUGGUGUUGGCAAGGAGCAGGAUCCAUGGUCUCCAAGACCAACCAUGGACUGGUCCUGGACAAGUGUGCCCACGCCACCGCCAUUCAAGGAGGAUGAAUGGAUCACCUCCUACGCCAUGCACCCAGAUGGACGCACCAUCUUCAUGUCCGCGCUCAACAGGUCCAAUCUGCGAUGCCGGACCUUCUCCUUUGACACCAGGCAAUGUGAGUGGAGGUUCCAUGGGGGAUGGGCCUUGCCUUUCCAGGGCCAAGGCUACUAUGACAGCACGCUGGACGCAUGGGUUGGCCUCCACAAGGAUGGUUACAUUUGCUCCUGCCAAGUCGCCUCCCGCAGCGGUACCGAGCAGCCAGACUGGAAAAUUGUCAAGGAGAAGAAGUUGUUCCGCAGCGUCCCCGUCAGAAAACAAGCAGCCCAAGAUGCCACUCUCACCUACAUGGGCAACGCCAAGUUUUGCAUUGUGGAGUGUGUGGUGCGUGAGGAAGUGGAGUAUGAGGAUGCUUUUGGUGAUUGUGAUGGCUGCAUGCUCCUCAUAACCAAGUUUGGCCUCAAGUACAGUCAUAAGGGAGAACUGCAAACCACCAGCAAUCCCACCACCAACUCCUAUCGAGUGUCAAAGUAUAUCACCUCUUUUUCUCCUACAGCAUUCUGGAUGUAGGACUAGCUGGUUAGUUUGGUUCCCUGAUACUAUGUAUCUUCCAGUUUUUUGGAUGUAAAAUAUGGUUUGCAUCAAUAAAAAGUUUACCUCUUGGCUUGUUGAUCUAUUCUUUUUACAUGUCUGUCCUGGGAAACUUUUAGAUGCUGACAGGUUUCACGGCCUAAAAUACAUGCAAUAUAUCAUACGGUACUAAAUGUGGAAUUGUGGAUGACAGGUUCGAAUAUUUCCCCGAGAUAAACAGUAAAAGCAUUUUGUCACUGUAACUUGACCGGUAAUUUCGUAGGUCUCCUCAGCUUAGCAGUUUUUCUCAUUCUAGCAUAAAAACAAUACAUGACUAAAGUAGUGGGCCUGUGGUCAUAGCUUUCUCAAUGAAAGAUACAACAACAUAAGGUGAUCUUGUAUCUAUUGCCUGGAUUGAUCAAUUUGGCAACUAGGUGCCCUAGAUCCAUGUGUUAUUUCAGAAUUAGCAGGAUCGAACGAUCUAAUAAUCUGCCAUUUUACCUUCAUCAUAAGAUAAUAUGGAUAGAUUUGAACCAUUAUGCCUAUAACACAAGCCAUCUGCUCUCCUGUGCAACGACACUCUUGUCAGGUUAGCACCGAUACAUAGGUUCACUGAGACCUUUAUCUGCUACCUUUUCUGCCCAGGCAUAUGUAUUUUACAUCUUGAUGGAACCCUACAUUUCAACUGGCUUUGCUAAGGACAAGAAUACCACCCAUUAAAAUGCAGAGCAUAACAUGUAUACUGCCAAGAGUGCCAAGUAUGUGGUACCCUUUUGCUCUUGGAGCUGCCUUUUAGGUAAAGAAAAGCAAUUAGAACUGCCAUAAUAUCCAGUUAUUCACAUGCCAUAAGUUCGGGGAAAAAAAGGUUGUUCAUAUGAUGUGGCAGGUUAAUUUGCAAAACAUCUGCUACUUUGCAAUGGACUGAAGCAUAAAGUAAUUCCAAGAGAAGCAUGCUGUCUUGAAAUUGCGACAAUGUAGCCUAACAGGUACAUGCUUUUGCUGAUUUGGAAAUAAUAACUUCUGUCUAUGUCUUCUUUGGUAUUCUUUUCAUGAUUGCAUACGCAGGUUCAUAUCUUAGCGCACUGUGUCAUUUAUUUUAGACCAAAAGCUUCAUAUUUUUAGUCUCUUGAAUGCAGUUACAUGAAGAAAAUAGAACAACAUCAAUGUAUAGAACCAGAGUUGAUGAAUGCUCGCAAACAGACAAGAUACUGAAUUUCCACAUAGUAAAAGUGAGGUUAAUGCCAGAAACUUGUAAAGCUGUUUCCGAAGCAGAAGGGAAGA
Messenger RNA from Lolium perenne, 2516 nucleotides. RefSeq lists its product as uncharacterized. The record is from RefSeq and is a predicted model, not a curated record. NCBI's taxonomy places the organism in Eukaryota, Viridiplantae, Streptophyta, Magnoliopsida, Poales, Poaceae.